Messenger RNA from Zingiber officinale, 1678 nucleotides. RefSeq names its product E3 ubiquitin-protein ligase RGLG3-like. The coding region runs from base 237 to 1379 and encodes 380 amino acids. The transcript is spliced from 12 exons. The record is from RefSeq and is a predicted model, not a curated record. NCBI's taxonomy places the organism in Eukaryota, Viridiplantae, Streptophyta, Magnoliopsida, Zingiberales, Zingiberaceae.
GAUGUGCGCGAUUUUUUACGAAAUAAUCCUAUAAUUAAUCCUGCCAGUCGUCUGCUUGACUGGAAAGUGGAAUACUAGAAGACAGCGUCUCCGAAAGUCGAAAUCCCCGAACGCAAGCCCGGAACACCCAAAGAGAGAGGUACGAGUAGGCACCACAACAGAUCCACCGAGCUCCAUUCAGCUAUCGAGAGUCUUCUAUUCUUCUGCUUGCUGUGUACUACAUAUAUGCAAGGACCAUGAAACCUCACAAGCACUUGCACCAAACUCAUUAUCAUUCUGAGAGUUCCAAGGACUACAAAAGUCAUGGCAUGCAGCAGGCCAAUUUCAUUCCAGAUAAUUUCAACUCGCUUGAUCAGGUCAUUUCUGCUUUGAGGGAAUCUGGUCUUGAGUCAUCAAAUUUAAUCCUCGGAAUUGACUUCACAAAAAGCAAUGAGUGGACAGGAAAACAUUCAUUUAAUAGAAGAUCUCUUCAUGCUAUUGGUGACAGACCCACCCCAUAUGAGCAAGCAAUUUCCAUAAUUGGCCGUACAUUGUCCCCUUUUGAUGAGGACAAUUUGAUACCAUGUUAUGGUUUUGGAGAUGCAUCUACGCGUGACCAUUCUGUGUUCAGCUUUUACCCCGACAAUCAUCCUUGUUGUGGUUUUGAGGAAGUUCUUUCACGAUACAGAAAGAUUGUUUCCCACCUAAACCUUUCAGGCCCUACAUCAUUUGCCCCAAUUAUCCACACAUCAAUUGAUGUUGUCAAAAGAAGUAAUUGGCAGUAUCAUGUUCUUGUCAUCAUUGCUGAUGGACAAGUCACAAGGAAUCCUGACGUUCCACCAGGAAAAUUAAGUUCACAAGAAGAUGCAACCAUAAAAGCAAUUGUUGAUGCCAGUUACUUUCCUCUAUCUAUAAUUAUGGUUGGUGUUGGUGAUGGACCAUGGGAUGCAAUGGAACAUUUUGAUGACUGUAUUCCUGAACGUAAAUUUGACAAUUUUCAGUUUGUCAACUUCACAAGCAUUAUGAGUGGAAAUAAAGACAUGCCAAAGAAAGAAGCAGCCUUUGCACUCUCUGCGUUGAUGGAGAUUCCUUUUCAAUAUAGAGCCACACAAGGGCUCCAACCUCUGGAAUCCCAGAAAAUCCAAAUAAGUUCACCAAGAGUUCUUCCUCCUCCUAAGGGUGCAAUUGAAUGUGAUAGUAUAGCAAUGUCAUCUAGUCGUCAGGCACUUCCAACAGGAGACACUGUUUCAGUAGAGCAGGUCUGCCCUAUAUGCUUAACAAACCCAAGGGAUAUGGCAUUUGGUUGUGGACAUAUGACAUGCAAGGAAUGCGGUGCCACCUUAUCAACAUGUCCCAUGUGUCGGGCACCUAUUGCUACACGCCUGAGACUCUUCGCUUAAAUCGUCUAGUGAUUGGAGUGUAUGAGGAGCCACACGGGCCUCCUUGCGGUUUCUGAACAUCUAUGACAUUCUGUAGGAUCUGACCAUCAUGAACAUGUAAUUUAGCGGACGUGAAUCAUGGAAAAUCGUUGGUGGCCUCUUGUUUAACAUCAGAAUUGUUGGAGUAAUGCUGUACAUCUAUGAUAUGCAAAAUGAAUUGUUUCUCAGAAAAUCUCUUGACCAUAACACAAAUAUCUGUAAAUAUGAAUUAAUGUAGAAAACGUAGCAAAGCUUGGGUGAAUUGAUCCCUUUUUCUCAAA